Molecule: messenger RNA, 882 nt
Organism: Iphiclides podalirius (scarce swallowtail)
Lineage: Eukaryota; Metazoa; Arthropoda; Insecta; Lepidoptera; Papilionidae
Source: the annotation of a GenBank genome assembly
AUGCUCAGAAGUUUGAGUGUGGUGGUGAAAACAUCUAUAUUUCUUCUUACGCUUCAAGGAACAUUAUGCUUGCGGAACGUACACUUAGUGGUGCCAGAGUCAGUGGAGCGGGGUUCGAGGGUGGAGAUGAAAUGCGUUUAUGAUUUAGAGCAAGAGGUGCUAUACACAGUGAAGUGGUAUCGCGGGGAUCGAGAGUUCUGCCGCUAUUCCCCGCGCGACGUUCCGCCACUUAAGAUAUUUCGUAUUCCCGGAAUAGAGGUUGAUCGCCUGGCGACAGACGCCCAACGGCUGACGAUAGAGGCAGCGACGCGCACCGCGAAUGGCCGAUACACUUGUGAAGUGUCGGCCGACGCGCCUUCCUUCCAGACUGCUCAAGUCCACGCGCACAUGUACGUUGUAGAUCUACCAAAUUCGGGGCCGGAGAUGCAAGGCCUUAAACAGUACUACCGUACAGGGAUGAAACUCAAAGUAGAAUGUGCUAGUUUCAACUCUUUGCCAGCAGCAAAUUUGUCUUUCUUUAUUAAUAGUGAACCGGCACACAAACAACAUGUAUGGCAUCGGGUAAGCCCUGCGAAUGGAAGUUUAUGGAAUGCGUUCAGUACUAUACAAUUUGUGGUACAAAAACAUCACUUUAUUAGGGGCAAAAUGAAAAUCCGCUGCACCGCCAACAUUUACUCCAUAUACUUGAAAAGUAAUGAGCAAUGCGCCCUGGAGGAACGGCCCCCCACCACUCCAGUCAGCUUGCCCGAGAUAAACGAGGUCGUCCUCUAUCCCAUACACCGAAUGGCUGACACCAGCGACUGUGCAAGUCGAAUUAUUUCAACUUCAGUGACUGCUUUAUUAAUUACGUUUUGGUGUAUGUCACACUUAUUGGAAGCUAAU